Porites lobata is the source of this 11235-nucleotide messenger RNA. NCBI's taxonomy places the organism in Eukaryota, Metazoa, Cnidaria, Anthozoa, Scleractinia, Poritidae. The record is from the annotation of a GenBank genome assembly.
AUGAGCGAGAUAAAAGGCGACCCUGUAGUCGAAUCUUCGAAUUUACCCGAGCAGAUUGAAAAGAUUCUUGAUGGUUUCCGAGAGUCUAAAGCCACGUUUGCAGCUUGCGAUUUUGGGAUCUUCGACAAACUACACAAUUCAUCGUUGCCACAAUCGGCCAAAGAAAUCACAGAGAUGCUGUCCUCUGAUUUAGACGCCACUACACGACUCUUGGAUACCCUUGUUGCUUUGGAAUUCUUAGAAAAGUCGAAGCAGGGCGAUCAGUGGCUGUAUAAGAACACAGAAAUAGCUUCUAAGUUCUUGAUAACUUCAAGUCCUGAUUCUCAACUUGGCACAAUAAGUCUCUUUAACAAGAUGCUAUACCCUCUCUAUGGUAACUUAGAAAGUGCAGUCCUCGAUGGGAACAUUCAGUGGAUGAAGGCAUUUGGAAAGUCGCCUGAAGACAUAUUUCGGCAGGCAGUUAACAGCACCGAGGAAGACAGCUUACGAUUUAAUAAAGGAAUGCAUAGUACGGCCUUCCCUGCAAGCUAUGCGGUUGCUAAAGCCGUCGAUUUAAGUGCUUUUAACAACUGCUGUGAUUUAGGAGGUAGAUCAGAUUUAAAGCCAGAUUUGUUUCGUGUAGAGCAAGAAUUUUAUUGUUAUUUUAGACAACCUUAGUAAAAAUUAACAUUCUAAGCCACCGUGGUUCAUCAAAAUUUGUUGCAUGGUUAGCAGAGCGGAAAGGACGCUGGACCAGAGAACAGGGGGUUGUGGUUUAAUCUCGGGGGGGGGAGGGGUACUGCCAUAUAUGGGCUAUAUAGGUAUGUGCCGCUGUGAAGGGUAUGGUUUUCAAGCAGUUUACUCUAGGAUAGGGUAUAUAAAUCAGAGCGUUUGGGUCUAGAAUAGGGUAUCAUUUUUCAGGAAACUGAUCAGUUGGUUGAAGAUUUUAUCUAGUCCAGGGAUUGGGGUAUAAGGUUUUGUUUUGGCUAGACUACUGUGCUAGUGACCUCAGUAGUCUCUGGAAAACAGCUAAUCUAGGAUAGGGGGGAUUUGGGGAGUUUACUCUAGUAUAGGGUAGCAAAAUUCAGCUGAACUAGCUCUGGUAUAGGUUAAGGGUUCCAGGGUCCCAGCGGCACAUCCUCACCAAGAAAUUCGUAAAGUACCCCCCUGGGGGUUUAAUCCCGUGGGCGAUCUUAAAAUAACUGAGGGGGAAGGUACUGCCACAUUCUCGUUCCCAGAACCUCGAUCUUCUUGGUCAGCGUCGGGGAUCGAUCCCCGACGCUGACCAAAAGGAUCCAAGCUCUGGGAAAGAGAAUGGGUACCGCCAUUGCCCUUCAAAUAGCAAUUCGUUUUCGUAGUUGUUAGGAAUGAUUGUACUGUCUCCAGCGGGGGUCGUGCUCAACUAAUCGUGUCCCAGGGGCUUUGAGACUUGUGUUCAAUGUAUGAAAUUCUAAAUUAAGGCACAUAAUAUUUGUCCAUGUACAUACCACCCUGCAAAGGUAGCCACAGGUAGCUCAGGCUAUCGAUAAGAGAAGCAGCGGCAUCGAAUAAACCAUUCUCUGUCAACAUAAUUUCAAAAUUUCUAAUCAUUUUCUUUCAUAUUUCUUUCCAUGACAUAUCCAGGAGGAGUAGGAACUCUUGCCUAUGCUUUGUGUCAGUACAACCCUCGGAUGAAGAUCACAGUCUGUGAUUUGCAGCCUGUUGUAAGCUUAACUCAUCACUUCCGACCAUCAGUGAAAGAUUGUCCCAACCAAGCUAAUGUAUCCUUCGUAGUCGGUGAUUUCUUCAAGUCUGAAACGUUACCAAAGGCUGAUUUGUAUGUGCUGUCUCGCAUUCUCCAUGACUGGCCAGAAGAAAAAGUUGAAGUGAUUCUUGACAACGUCUUCAAUUGUUUACCCUCAGGUAAGACAGAAAAGACUGCAGCUUCCGCGUAGCACUUGUGCAGCGGAUCGUCGCAUUGCACCUUGUCCGCGCGCCAGGAUGCCAUUCAAACCCACCAGCAUUUAUUUUGGUUACCAGUUGUUCCGUAAAACGGAGCUUACUGAAAAACAAGAGCAAUAGCAUUUUUUCGUGCUAAAAAAUAUCAGAUUUAAAACACAUUUCUCUCAGAGAAACUUAAUAAUAGGUGGCACUACGUACUCGUAGACGCCAACACAAGGCCUGGCCAGGACCUUACUGAUCCUCUCCAUCAGGGUAACUACCUUUGGCUAACGUGAUAAAAUAAUUAGUUGCAUUUAAUUUUUUACAUUGACUGGGCGAUUUCUCGCCCGUGGAUUGGUCGAGAGCUAUUGUCGAUAACAGUACAGACCAUCGAACACUGUUGUCGAUUUGUUUGGUAACACUGAUCCGAAACAGGAGGUCCACGAAUUGCGAACUUCCGGCUUGUUAGUAGUCGUCGGAAGGAAACGAGAGGAAUAGUUUUAAACACAUUAGGAUGAGAGAACGAUGAUUCGUGCCAAGAACAUAAUGGUAGUAGCCCAAUUUUCAGAAGCCUCUGCUUAUAACUAACUUCAAACCGAUACGGCAAAGACAGAAUGAAUUUUGCUGCUCGCUGCUGAAUUCUUUCGAUGUCAUGGAUAAGAUUAACAGCUUGAGGAGCCCACACCUGCGAGCAAUAUGCGAGGUUGCUGCGAACUAGUGACAGGUAAAGUAACUUGCGAGCUCGCUAGUCAUGAGUGUCGAAAGUUAAUCUCCGGAGAAAGCCAAGCGUCCUCUUGGCCUUCGAACAAGCUGCCAACACUUGGGAGUUCCAUUGCAGAUUUUUAGUAACUAAACCCCCAAGGUACUUCUGAGCUUCCAUCGCCUUAACUUGGACAUCGGGUAAUUGACUGAUGCGGGCUAGCAUUUCUGUUAAUAGAAAGUAGCCCGCACUUGGAUUGAUUUAGAUCUAUUUGCAUGAGAUCACACCAUUGGUUAAUGUGGUCGAGGUCGCACUGUAGGCGGGCACCAUUCUCCAUGCUUUCGAUUGUCCGGUAGCACUUUGUGUCGUCAGCAAAGAGAGCAACAGAUGUUAAGGACGCCACGUAAGGAAGAUCAUUUACAUAUAUGUGGACCAAGUAUUGAUCCUUGCGGUACACCUGAAAACACAGGGAGGGAUUUAGAGUUGACCCCGAGAACGGUGACCCUUUGGACGCGGUCAGUAAGAUAGUCUUCGAACCAAGACAACAGGGUACCGCAGAUGCCGAAUCGGUGGAUCUUCUUGAGCAGUAGUUUGUGCUUAACCCUGUCGAAGGCUUUAGCGAAGUCAAGGCAGAUGGCAUCAACCUGCACUCACUUAUCUAGAUUUUCGACUAUGUUGUGAAGGACUUGAAGUAAAUGGGCCGUAAUGGAUUUGCCCUUAGGCCUUUCCCGAUUGCGCUCGUAAAAUCCUAGAAAAGUGCUGGCAAAAAUGGCUAAAAAGUGCUCAAAAUCUCAAAAUAGUGCUCAAAAAGUGCUAAAAGUUGUGAACAGUUACCUCUAAGCUUUUCGUAAUAUGUCAAUUUUUACUGAAGUAAUUAACGAUCUGUUUUGCGUAGUGUUAUUCGACAGGUUGUUACGAAAGGUUGAUAGAAUAUAGAACAAGCCUUGCCCUGAAAAUACGACUUAUGUGUUCCUCCAACGAGAUGUUCAAACUGCCUUGUAACGAAUUAACACAAGCACAAUACCUCAACAGACGUGGAUACAAUCUCAGUCUCCUCAACCAGGAGAUACAACGUGUUCAUACUAUCACACACAGUCACAAGCGACUCACCCAGACGUAUCCCUCUGGUUGUCGGAUACCACCCCGCCCCUUGCUCAAUAUCAUCUAUUUUUCACAAACACAUUUACAUUCUCUCAUCCUCCCAACUUUGUGCUACUUUGUUUAAAUAUAUACUUCUCGUUACCUUCUUACGUACUAACAAGCCAGAAGUCCGCUAAGUGGACUUCCCGUUCGGAACCAGACUUCUCGAUUAAUGUUAUGGUGUUAUACACUGUUCAAAGACAUUUUCUGCAAGAUCGUCAAGAACAAACCCUACAGGCGGCAUCUUGACCGUCUCUAGCUUGAACUGCUUAAAGGGAGGGGGAAGGUUUGGGAACCCCAAGGCCUGCCCUCUCGGUACAUUUGAAUCCAAUUACAAAAUGGCUGCCAGUGAAGGUGAGGACUGGAUCUCGACGAUCUUAUAGCUUAGGGAAAGAUAGUGGACUGUGAACAGUCUAUCAAUGUUAUAAUUGAUUGUAACUAAUUAUUUUAUCACGCUAGCCAAAGGGAGUUGUAAUAAAACAUUUCCUUAGGUUCCGUAGGUUCCGCCAUUUCCGCGGUCUGCCGUUCCUCAGAUUAGUCUUACCCUCUCCAUCAUAUCACCAGGUAGCAUGUUCUUCCAGGCGUUCAGAGAGUUGGAAGCGGCGCGAAGUAAAACGGGUCACGAAAAAAUGAAAACGAGGGAGGGAGAGAAAGGUGAUAGGGGAAACCUUCGAGCCGCUUCCAUGUAUCUGAAUGCCCGUUUGCGACUGUAAACAGCUCAGUUGUUUCACCCACGCCUCGGUUGAAGCUGUUGGGGUGAGCCAGCCUUAUUGGUCAGGCUGACCCGCUUUACCGGGCCUGCUCGGCUCAUGCCUUAUUUCCUCAUAAAUUGGCCGUUUUUAUGCUAGAGACGUUAACGUCGUCUAGCGUCUGAGACCUCAAAGUCGUCUGUUAAGUGCGUCGUUCGGACGCACUUAACAGAAGACGUUAAAGACGUCUAGCCUGCGAGCAAGCUCUCCUAUUUGGGCAAGCGAAGCGAGCCUCGCGAGAACGCGCGAGUGAGGGGCCGAAGAAAGGAGAGCUUGCAACCAUCCGUUACAAAUUUUCAUUUCCACCCCGGAAACCCCGGGACUCCGCAAAGCGUGAAAACUGUCACCGCAAACGUGCCGCAGAUUACAAAGUGACAACCGCCUGUCAAGUAGCGUAGAAUUAUUUAUUUAUAAAUCGCUUUCGCAACAGCAUCAAGGCAAUGUUUUUAAUCACUGAUAUGUUUUUUUUUUCACGGGGACAUCGAACUUCAACGUGUCCGCUCGGAUAAGAACUCACUACUUUGAUUCUUUACUUCGUUUACCUUUGAAAAGUCGUCCAUACUGCAGUGUAGAAGACUACUCCCCAUCGCAAUCACCAACAAAAAUUAUUUGUCCGUCUGGAACUGGAGAAUAGCGUUUUCCUGCACUUUGUUCUCUUAAGGUUUACUCCAGUUGCUUCCAACUCUUUCUCUUUUCCUUCUUUACGGUCAAGCUACACAGCUACACUGUCAAGUACAUGUUUCUGAAUUUUUCUACCCAGCAGAAUUCAAUCGGGCGAAGAAACCGAUGUUGGAAGACAGCGCUUUAAUCACUCUUCACUUUCACUCUCCCGGUUUUCAGAACUAAACAAGGCGCUUAACACAAAUGAAUACAACUGAUGAAGGGUUUUCAUUUUCCUUCCACAAGAACUACAAACUCGGUCCGACUUAUCCUCGGCAUGCAAUAUUCUCUUUGCGAGAAUUAACGAGCCCGUCUGCAUUGAGGGCUGAAACAAGUUCUCCGUACCAAUCUGAUCCCCCUGAGAACCAAAUUUGACACACAGACGAAGCGGGUGCCAGCUUGGCCUGUUAUCAAUCAACUUCGAUUUCCGGAACGUCAUUUUUCAGCCAAUGGUAUUUCCCUUCGUCUGGGCGAAGUACAAAUGAAAAUUUGUAAGGGAUGGUUGCAAGCUCUCCUUUCCUCUGCCCCUCGCGGCUUCGCCGCUCGCUCGCGCGUUCUCGCGAGACCCGUUUUACUCGCCCAAACAGGAGAGCUUGCUAGCAGGCUAAAGACGUCAGACGUUUAAUGCGUCUGUCUUAAUUACCAUUUUUAUACUAGACGUUAAAGCCGUCUUAAGACGACUUUAACGUCUCAAACGACUUUAACGUCUCUAGCAUAAAAACGGCCAUUGUCUUUGUGUUUAUAAGAGAUGACAAGCUGCCCCGCUUGCCGAGAUCCGGGUUCCUCGAGCCGACAUCGCGCCAUGAAGGCCACACUUUACUGGGUCAGCCCAGUAAAGCGGGCCAGCCUGGCUCGACUCAUAUAAACAGUGUUUGCUUAACAGUUUUUCCUUCAGUAAACUUAGCACUAAAGAAACGAUGGUCGUCUCCCCAGGUUGGGCUCAAAUUGGGUAGGGUAGAACAAAGAAUAUCGAGCUUUGUAGUAACAACGCCUCUUGUCUUAAAUGUUUGUCAGGUGGGGGACUUCUUAUUUGCGAGAAGAUUUUAGAUGAAGAUAAACGAGGCCCGAAACGUGCUGUUCUUGGAUCACUUACCAUGAUGGUUGCUACGGGAGGAAAAGAACGAACAGCAUCUGAAUACAAACAUAUCCUGGACAAGCAUGGAUUUAUAGUAACUCAAAUUAAACAAUUACAUCAGUCUUUAUUUAUGGACGCCAUGUUAUGUAUAAAGAAGUAAAGUUCAAUCAGUGAAUCAGUGGUCUCAGCUGUUUCGCCCUAUGUAAGGGAAUCAGGAUUCCGGAAUCCUGUAGAAUCCGGAAUCUUAGAAAAUUUUGCUUGUGGAAUCCGGAAUACAGCUGUAGGAAUCUAGAAUCCCACUAGCGAUUGGAAUCCGGAAUCCAAGGUCCACUGAAAAAGAUUUCAAAUCCAGUAGUGAGAAUCCGGAAUCCAUGGCGUGGAAUCCAGGAUCCAAGACUGUCUUGGAUUCCCUUACAUGAGGCGAGCUGUUUUUACUGCUUACAAUUGGAAGCCGAGAUCUCAAUGCGCUCCGGGCUUCUUCUAGAUUUUCUCGCCACUAGUCCUUUUCGUUUAAAUGUAUUAAUCAUUUUUGAUAUUUUACUAUUACUAUUUGUAAAUGUUACAAGUGGCAAAUGAAUGAAAGAAAAUACUAUAAAAUAAAUAAAGUUCACAGCUACCCGAAAACACCUUUCUUGUCACCCUAGACGCGUCAUCUCUCUACACUACCAUUCCACAUAACGAGGGCAUAGAUGCCUGUCGUCGUUUUCUCAAUAUUAGUAUUUUUGAUAUCUUAGUGGUUAUUUAAUAUUUACUGUUAUUAUUUUUACUUUAUUACCGUGUUGCUCCAACAAGCAGGUAUGCUAAAGUACUUUGACAUACAAACAAAGUUAUUAUUAUUAUUAUUAUUAUUAGUAUCAUAAUUUCCUGUCAUACAUAAUUACAUACACAGUUACAUACAUACGUAUAGUUUAGUGUCAUCACACUUCUUCGCGCCAAGUCAAAAAACAUUACUUUUUACAACUAUUUUUUUCUGGUAGCAGGUGAAUGGUAGUAAAUGAUACUUUCGUACUUUGCUUUAGUUAGCUGGUUAAAGCACACUCAGCGACAUCGUGAUUCAAAAUUUUUUACGAAUAUUGAUCGCUUACUGUAACAAAAUGUAUCCCGUUUCCCGGGACAACUAAGUGUAUAUUAGGAUGAAAAUCUUAGCUGACCAGGUAAAAAAUUCAGCCGAGCAAACGAUAAAAAACAACGACAAGAUAUAUGACUGAAGGGGGGACUUUUCUGACUACCGACUUCCGAUUUUUUUUGAGAAGUUGACUGACGUGGCUCGAAGAGCGAAAUAUAUUUCGAGGAUUUUAAACUUCUAGAACAUUUUUAUUUUUACAUUUUACAUUUCCUAUACGUGCGUCGAAUGUGGUAAAGACGUGAUGUCUUAUUUUGCAAGUAGUUCACGACUUCCGAUCGAAUUCCAACAGAUUACUUCCGAUCGACCCCCAACUUCCUAAUUUUUAAUUUUUGUUUUCAAUUUUCCCAUCUAAACUAUAGUUAGCCUAACAGGCCAUUUGCAUUAAGACAUCAUUUUACUACUACAACCAGAAUCCUUCAUGGUUUUGCUUUCUUGUGCAAAUUAGGGCUUUUGUUAUUUAAACCUCACUGGGAUUACAAAAUUUAAAUAUGAAAGAAAAAACGAAAAGGAUUCUGGUCGUAGUAGUAAAAUGACGCCAUCGUGCAAGUGGCCUAUUCAGGCUCAAGUGAAACUUUUUUACCUCACUAGUUAAGCUCUCUAAAACGUGACCUUAGAGUAACCGUUUUCCUUCUUUUCUUUCUUUCGCUAAGGUUAUGGAGUGCUCGGAGUAUUUUGUGGGGAGGGAUGAAAAACGAGCUCCCCUAAAGCGCCUGCUUGGGAGGCUACGGUAAAGUAAGAUCACUCUAGCUUUUUACAAAUGCAUCUGUAUGAAGCGGAAACUUGUGGUAAAAAUCAAAUACCCGGGGGGCAGGUUUUAAAUGUCAUUGUGGUCUCGAAUUUACGUAUACGACUGUGUUAAUGUAUUGUCUUUAUAUUCGAGUCGGAUUAACGAGCACCUUUGUUUAUGUGCAUUUCUGACCUUCAAAACGUUGAUUGACAAUACACAGAAAAGGCUGAAAAUUAUGACGCAAGUUAAUUACAUUCGCAACUGACCUCUAGUCUCAUGAUCACGCUUUAGUUAAAAGAUGAGCGAGGUUAAAUACAACCCUGAGGGUGGAUCUUGUCCUCUACCAAAGAAGAUUGAAAAAAUUCUCGAUGGUUUCCGAGAGUCUAAAGCGUUGUUCGCAGCUUGUGAUUUUGGGAUCUUCGACAAACUCCACAAUUCGUCGCCACAAUCGGCUAAAGAAAUCACGGAGAAAAUGUCUUCUGAUUUAGACGCCACUACACGACUCUUGGAUACCCUUGUUGCUUUGGAAUUCUUAGAAAAGUCGAGACAGGGCAAUCAGUGGCUGUAUACGAACUCUGAAAUGGCCUCUAAGUUUUUGACAACUUUAAGUCCUCAGUCUCAACUUGGCAUAAUAAGUCUCAUGAACAAGAUUCUAUACCCCCUCCAUGGCAACUUAGAGAGCGCAGUCCUCGACGGGAGUAUGCAGUGGGCGAACGCAUUUGGAAAGUCGCCCGAAGACGUAUUUCGUGAAGCAAUUUACAGCACCGAGGAAGACAGCUUACGAUUUAAUAAAGGAAUGCAUAGCGUGUCAUUCUCUGCAAGCUAUGCAGUGGCUAAAGCCGUUGAUUUAAGUGCCUUUAACAACUGCUGUGAUUUAGGAGGUAAGUCAGAUUUGAAGCCAUAUAACACUUAAUUGUAUUUUUGAAAAUCUUGUCGUUUGACAUUGUUCUUGCAGGGUUACGUCAUCUCAAUCUUGAUUCUUAACAAAUGAUUUUUUUAAGAUACCAUAGGUUUUUUAAAGUCUUCGCAUGGUUAGCAGAGCUGAAAGUGCACUGGUCUGCUGGGUGGGUGGCCCGGGUCCAAAGUCUAAAAAAUAACUGAGGGAAAAGGUACUGAGUACUACCAUUGCCCUUCAAAAAGCAUUUACUAACAAGGGGGCAGAAGAGAAAGCGAAAAAUAUGCGCUUUCUGUGCAUCCCCAAAUUUGCGAGGCUGAUGUUUUGGCAUUUAUGGCCAGUAUUGGUUGUUCUCUUCUCAAAAGUGGCCUUACCUCAUGGGAGAAGCUAAAUCUAAGUGCAUAACGGUCCCGAGGGAAGACUCCCAAAUGAAACAGACGGGGAUGCUCGUCGGAAAAUUUGAAUUUAACCCCUAAAGGAGACCAUCUGGGCGUGGCUCAAACUUUUUGUGACCCCUAAAGCAGACCAAUCCGGGCGUGGCGUAAGAAAAUUUUGACCCCUAAAAGAGACCGCUUAAAAACACACAAAUACGACAUGCAAUGAGUGUUAAUGAUAUAAAGACAUAACAAACAAAGUUAAAAAGAAAAUUUGACUUCUCUUUCUCUUCGAGUAAUUCUGUGUUUCUUCGCGGAACGCUAAACGAGAUCUUGGCGGCUUAAAAUAUUGGCGCUUUGCCUGGAACACCCUAAGCGAGACCAAAAUCCAAAAUUUACACCCCUAAGCGAGACGACGAGCACCCUCGUCUGUUUCAUAUGGGAGUUCCCCCCGGGAUAACAGUUAUCUAACAGCUUUCUUGAUUUUCUUUCCAUGACAUUAUCCAGGAGGAGUAGGAACUCUUGCCUAUGCUUUGUGUCAGUACAAUCCUCAAAUGAGGAUCACAGUCUGUGACCUGCAGCCUGUUGUCAGCUUAACUCAUCACCUCCGACCAUCAGUAGACGAUUGUCCCAAUCAAGCCAACGUCUCUUUCAUGAUAGCUGAUUUCUUCCAGCCUGAAACAAUACCAAAGGCUGAUUUGUAUGUGCUUUCCCACAUCCUUCAUGACUGGCCAGAAGAAAAAGUUGAAUUGAUUCUUGACAACGUCUUCCAUUGUUUACCCUCACGUACGACAGAAAAAAUGUUUUCAAUUAUAUAACCUAAAAGCGCGCGCUAAAUUAUCUAUGCGCUGAUGAGAAGAACCUAACAGAAGCAACAAGUUCAAAUAAAGAAUGGUCGGUGCUUCUUUUUGUGCCCAGAACCGUCAAGAUUAAUACACAUUUCUCUCAGUCAAAUGUAUUUCAAAGUGUCCAUGUGUUGUUUGCAAAUUAUGAAUUGCUUGUUUGCUUGGCGACACCUUAUUCUUUACAAGAGAGAAUGAAUUCUUUACUAGUACUAAAGCAAAAAUAGUUGUGUCUUUAAUUGAAGAUGUGAUCGUCGCAGUGGUAACUGCAAUUUAAGCCGAAUUGCAAAUUAACCCGAAAUAAAUUUCGGGACUUCGACGAGAUUCAAACCCAUGGCCUCUGUGUUAGCGCUGCAGUACUCUACCAACUGAGCUAUCAAGACCCAUCAAUUGGGAGCAGACCAAUUUGUUGAGUUCAUCUUAACCCGUGAAAGGAAUGAAACAUAGAAUGAAGAUGAUAUGGACGGCGAAAAUACAAAUUUUAAUGAAAAUACGAUCGUCGCAUUGUGUCUCUGAGUCGAAUACCCACAAAAGUUUUCAUUACUCGUCUUUUAUCGAUUUCAUAUCUAUUAAUAUUAAUUCGCAGCCAGGUUGCGUUCAAAUUGCUGAGUGCGAAACCGAAUUAAAAAAUAUCGAACUUUGCGGUUUCCGUUUUAUGAUUAUUAUUUAUUUAUUUUUAUUUUUUAUUUUUUCACUUUGAGGUGGGGGACUUCUCAUCUGCGAGAAGAUUUUAGAUGAAGACAAACGGGGCCCGAAACAGGCUCUGCUCCAGUCUCUUAGCAUGUUGGUUGCCACGGGAGGAAAGGAAAGAACAGCAUCUGAAUACAAACAAAUCCUCGACAAGCAUGGAUUUAUAGUUACUCAAAUUAAUCAAUUAGAUCAAUGUCCUUUUAUGGAUGUCAUCUUAUGCCUAAAGAAGUGAGGUUUAUUCAGGGUAUGAACUGAGCUGUUUUUGCCUUUUGUAAUUGAGAUAGAUGUUUAUUCAUUCUCUAAAGAAAGUGAUUACGAGACUGAUUGACAUUCGAGUUCCCCCAACUGGAUUCGAAAC